GUGCCUGUUUUCGAGUAUCCGUCCGAGUUUCACCAGGAGACAGUAAACGGUCUCAUAGAGCGCAUCAACGAAACCAGAAUAACGGAGCAGUUGCAGCAUCUUGCGGGCGCGUUUCGCCACAGGGAGUACAACUCAGAUACGGGUGAGUCAUUUGCCGUGGAAAUAGAAUCGCUGCUCAGAGAUACCGGUGUUACCGUCGAUAUUUACCACCACGGAUGGAGACAGCCGUCGCUCAUUGCAAAAAUCCCCGGCACACAACACACCAAAGUGGUGGUUGGGUGUCAUCUUGACUCGUUGAAUUUGGUGCCGUUUCUUUCGUCUCCGGGUGUCGACGACGAUCUUUCAGGAAUAGUUACGUUGCUGGAGGCAAUACGAAUAUUGCAGCAAAAUCGAUGGGAAUUUCGCCAAUCGCUGGAAUUUCACUUCUACGCGGCAGAGGAGCCCGGGCUGCGCGGUUCGCUGGAUAUCCUCGCCAGCUACACAGACAUCGUUGCGUUUCUGGAGCAGGACAUGACGGGGUUUUCCGCUGGUGCACCGCCACAUUUUGGCGUGGUGGAAGAUUACGCAUCCGAGUCGCUAAUGAAUUACGUCAAGCAACUAAUCGAGACGUAUUGCACGAUCCCGUACAGAAACACACGUUGCGGCCAAAUAUGUUCAGACCACUCAGCAGCGCUGAUCAACGGGUUUCCAGCGGUGUACGUUUUGGAGUCAGAGCUGGCUGCGUCGAACCCGUACAUUCACACCGAGCGCGACACGUUGGAGCACAUCGACGUGGGACAUGUGGCGCAGCACGUGCGGCUGGUGCUCGCGUUUGCCGUGGAG
Molecule: messenger RNA, 822 nt
Organism: Ogataea polymorpha
Lineage: Eukaryota; Fungi; Ascomycota; Pichiomycetes; Pichiales; Pichiaceae
Exons: 1
Biological process (GO): proteolysis
Molecular function (GO): metalloexopeptidase activity
Source: RefSeq, a predicted model, not a curated record